Messenger RNA from Tetranychus urticae (two-spotted spider mite), 1213 nucleotides. RefSeq lists its product as uncharacterized. NCBI's taxonomy places the organism in Eukaryota, Metazoa, Arthropoda, Arachnida, Trombidiformes, Tetranychidae. The record is from RefSeq and is a predicted model, not a curated record.
UACAUUAACAAACAAAUGUUUCAAGGAUCGCGAUAUUCAUGCAGUCUUCGUGAUUUAAAGAAUGCCUAUGUAAUUAAUGUAUCCAGAAAGCUCUGUGGUCUCAAUUAAUCAACAUCAGGUGAAAAAAUGAGUAACUUGAAACUGAAUAUUGUUUUAUUGCCAUUAUCGUUUACUGUCUUCAUUUUGACUGUUAAUAGUUAUCCUUUGGUGCUGCCAUCAGCUUUGGUUAAUCAAUUUGACAAAUCGAGUGAAAACAGUAACCCUACUGUUCCUUACAAAGUUGAUUAUCACAUUGGAUCUCGAUUUGACCCAUUUAAGGAACGACUUAAUAGUCCUGAUGACUACGAUGGCACAGGAAUCAGGCCAGCUAUGCGAGCUCCAAUUGUUGAAGUCUUACUGCCUUGGGAAGACGAUCCAGAGAUCGUCUAUCUGACAGAGAAACCGCAGAACAUUACAAAUAAUGUUACCUCGAUCUCUAAUUCAACAUCCUCUACAGCAUCAUCAUUUAAUUUACCUGAUCAAUCAUCAACUCUAAGUUCAUCAAUAAAAUCAUCUUCCAUUACGCCAGUAACCGAAUCAAAUACAACAGUGAGUUUACUUCCAUGGGAAGAGGAUUCGUGGCAGUUGUUCGAGACAACAGUGGGCUUAAACUCAUCAAACUUGACUUUUAUUACCGCACCAUCAACAUUCAAGACACCUCUUUAUGUAUCAAUCACGACUUCAAGUACACCAUCGACAACAAGUGGCCCAACUAGUUCUACUUCAGCCUCAACUGUUAGUUCGUCCACAGUGACUGCUGUAACAACCACAACUUAUUCACCUCUACCGUGGGAAGAAGAUUAUUUUGACAAUAUUGUCUCUAAUCCAAUUCAGGUGGGAUCAACGUUGAAGCCUUAUGAACCACCAACCCACCAAACUGACUUCAUCGCAAGAAACUACAACUACAACUCGAUCAACUGAUCUAUUGAUCACAAUCAGCACUAAUCCAGAAUCAUCAAUUGAAGAAUCGUUAUUUAACUUGAUACCUUUAAAACCAAUCGAAAAUUCUGACCCGAAUUGGCCCAAAUUCCCAAAUAAAAGUCCAAAGUCAAGCAAAUUUGGUUAUAAUUAAUGCCUUUGGAUCCAAAUAUUUGAAACUCAUCAUUUUGCUACAGAAAAGCUCAUUUUAUAAAUAUAAAUUUCCAAAAUAAUCAACCUAUGAUAAAAUAAAAUG